This is a messenger RNA of Papilio xuthus (Asian swallowtail), 1185 nucleotides long. Its product is annotated as lipase member H-A-like. The record is from RefSeq and is a predicted model, not a curated record. Bases 75 to 1163 code for a protein of 362 amino acids. The transcript is spliced from 3 exons. Lineage: Eukaryota; Metazoa; Arthropoda; Insecta; Lepidoptera; Papilionidae. Gene Ontology annotation, biological process: lipid catabolic process. Gene Ontology annotation, molecular function: lipase activity; serine hydrolase activity.
UGCUACAGUUCGGACGUCCAGUGGUAGUGUAAGGCAGUGCAUUGUCAUCAUAGUGACUGACAGACUUACCGACAAUGUUACUAACCGUUUUAUAUAUAUUAUUAUUUUUUAUUACAAGUGAUGUUACACCAAUGCAAAGUUCGAAAGCCCUGGAAGGUUAUCCAUCAGGAUUACUUGGAGAUUGUCCCGGAUCAACUAAGCAAGCAAUAAUAACAAAGAAGGCGUUAAAGUAUUUAUCAUUGUACGUCCAAGGUCCGGGAAACAUAUUCAACGCACGCCACGUCAAGUACACUUACUUCCAAAUGCACCAGCUCGCUCGAGACAAAGAUAUUGACUUUAAGAAGAAGACUUUACUAUACAUAGGAGGUUUUCUUGACAGCCCUAACUUUCCGAUUGCUUCGUCUCUUGCUGCGGUGUACCAUGAGUUGAACUACAACGUGUUAUUACUGGACACCAAUAUGUUCACCACUAUGGAAUAUCCAAUGGCUGCUCGCUUCAUGCGCCCAGUCGGCAAACAUGCGGCGAAGAUGUUAGCUGUUCUCAUGGAAGAGGGACUCGACCCUAAGAAACUGGAGAUCGUCGGUUUAAGUCUUGGAGCGCAAACGAUGAGCUACGUUGCUAAAGCAUUCCAAGAGAUAACCGGCAAGAAUAUAUCGAGACUGACCGGUCUUGAUCCAUCUGGACCUUGUUUUAGAAACCUCGGACCAGAGGAAAGACUAGAUAUGUCGGAUGCGGACUUCGUUGAUGUUAUUAAGACUAAUAUAGAUGGUUUUGGACAUGCAGCACCUACAGGACAUGUCAAUUUCUACGUGAAUGGUGGGGAAUAUCAACCAGGUGAUGUUCUAUGGAUGCCUUGUAAUGUACUAUGUAGUCACACUAGAUCGUAUACACUUUGGAUAGCAGCAUUGAAGUAUCCUGACAAAUUUAUAGCUAUACAAUGUGAUUCAGUACAGCAGGCGAGAGAUAGAGAGUGUUACGACAGGAAACCUCUAGUUACAAAUAUAUUAGGAUUAAAUGUGGACAAGACUAAAGAAGGAAUAUUUUAUCUAGCGACUGAUAAUAACUAUCCUUAUUAUUUAGGUGAGAAAGGACUUAAAAGUGAAAACGAUUAUUUUACUAAAAAAACCAAAAUGAUUAAUGAAGAAGCUGUGAUAAAAAUGUGAUACAUUUUCAAAUUAUUCAAAC